Molecule: messenger RNA, 1559 nt
Organism: Bradysia coprophila
Lineage: Eukaryota; Metazoa; Arthropoda; Insecta; Diptera; Sciaridae
Product: mitochondrial-processing peptidase subunit beta-like
Cellular component (GO): mitochondrion
Molecular function (GO): metal ion binding; metalloendopeptidase activity
Source: RefSeq, a predicted model, not a curated record
AACAUCAUCGAAUAUUGAGAAUCAAUCGUCUUGGAAGAAAAAUAUCUGAUUGCAGCACCGAGAAAUGGCAUUCAGAUUAGUGAAAUUGUCGACAAAUUUGCGUUCAUUGUCUAAGGGAAGCAAUGUAAUCCAACGUUUCAAGUCAACCCAUGCCGCCGAUUUUAAGGCUGCCUUAGUCAAUGUUCCAGCAACUCAAUGUACUGAGCUAGACAACGGUCUACGAGUGGCUUCAGAAGAUUCGGGAGCACAGACAGCUACUGUUGGUCUAUGGAUCGAUGCUGGCUCAAGGUAUGAGGAUGCAACAAACAAUGGCGUUGCCCACUUCCUGGAACAUAUGGCAUUCAAAGGAACGGCCAAACGCUCCCAAACCGACUUGGAAUUGGAAGUGGAAAAUAUGGGAGCACAUCUGAACGCUUAUACAUCUCGGGAGCAGACAGUGUUUUACGCAAAGUGCUUGUCCAAAGAUAUCCCGAAAGCGGUUGAGAUCCUAGCCGACAUCAUUCACAACUCGAAGCUCGGCGAGUCCGAAAUCGAACGCGAACGCGGUGUCAUUCUACGUGAAAUGCAAGAGGUGGAAAGCAAUUUGUAAGAAGUUGUUUUCGAUCAUUUGCAUGCUACAGCUUAUCAAGCUACACCGUUGGGCCAGACAAUUCUUGGACCAUCAGCAAACAUCAAGUCGAUUGGCAAGGCGGAUCUACAAAAUUACAUCGGCACCCAUUACAAGGCGGCUCGUAUUGUGUUGGCCGCUGCUGGUGGUGUCAAUCACAACGAAUUGGUUGGAUUAGCUAAAAAAGAACUGGGCAAAUUGGAGAAUACAUUCGAUGGUGAGGUCCCAAAACUGACCGGCAGUGAAGUUCGUGUCCGUGAUGAUUCGAUACCGUUGGCACAUAUUGCCAUCUCCGUAGAAGGUUGUGGCUGGACCAAUCAAGACAAUGUUCCGUUGAUGGUUGCCAAUACGUUGAUUGGAGCUUGGGAUCGAUCACAAGGCGGUGGCGUCAACAACGCAUCCAGUUUGGCUCGUGAAAGUGCUGAAAAUGAGCUAUGUAACAGUUAUCAGUCCUUCAAUACAUGCUAUAAAGACACUGGCUUGUGGGGCAUUUAUUAUGUCUGCGAUCCAAUGAAGUGUGCCGGCAUGUUGGCCAGCAUUCAGAACGAAUGGAUGCGCAUAUGUACGAUGGCGACCGACAAUGAAGUCGAUAGAGCCAAGAAUUUGUUAAAGACCAACUUUUUACUGCAGUUGGACGGUACAACACCAAUUUGCGAAGACAUUGGCCGUCAACAGUUGUGCUAUAACCAAAGGAUUCCAUUGCACGAAUUGGAGAGACGAAUCAACAGCGUUUCGGCGAAGAAUAUUCGCGAUGUUGCAAUGAAAUACAUUUAUGACCGUUGUCCAGCUGUGGCUGCUGUUGGUCCGAUUGAAAAUCUUCCCGAUUACAACCGAAUCCGUUCAUCCAUGUUCUGGUAUCGGCUGUAAUUUUGAUGCACUUGAAACCAACCAUUACUAUUUGUCAAAUAAAAACAAAAACAAAAAUUCUUAAACCGAAAUAAUUCAUAAAAAU